AUGGCCGACAACAAGCCCACGCUCCACCACUUAGAGGACUCUCAAUCUCAUCUAAUACUAUGGCUGCUCGAGGAAAUGGGUAUCGAGUACAACCUCGUGCUCCAUAACCGCGUAAACAAGCGCUCGCCCCCCGCCUUGCACGCGCUCCACCCCCUCGGCAAAUCACCCACGCUAGUUACGCCCUCGGGCCGUCUGAUCACGGAGCGCAGCGCCAUCGCCCUUUGGCUUAUCAACACGUACGAUGCAGGCGCGCCGUUCCGCCUCCCGCCGCCCCCGGCCUCGUCGCCCGACGACGACGCUGUGCGCGAGGAGCAGCUGAUCUCGCUGGGCGGCGCCACUCUCAAUCCCCUGCUGCUCCUUAAGCUAGUGUUCGGGCAGCUAGUUGCGCAGACGCCCUUUUUCGUGCGCCCAUUUGUUCGUGCUAUUCGCUACUUUCUCGACAGCGCCUUUUUGGACGCCGAGCUAGCUACGGUGUUUGGGUUUCUGGAUGCGCAGCUGGAGAAGGAUGGGGAGGAUGGGAAGACUUCUACGCGUGCUUACUUCUUGGGUACGGACGGCCCGACGCGCACUGACUUCGCGCUCAUGUGGUAUGUCGACUGGGCGUUCCAGUCCAAGUGGGUGGAUUUUGAGAAGUACCCCCGCGUUAAGGAGUGGCAUGCUAGGUGCACUAGCAGGCCGGCGUGGAAGAGGGCGCUGGAGAAGGGGAAUGGAUACGAUGUGAGCGGUUAG
Messenger RNA from Daldinia childiae, 729 nucleotides. RefSeq names its product Glutathione S-transferase 3. NCBI's taxonomy places the organism in Eukaryota, Fungi, Ascomycota, Sordariomycetes, Xylariales, Hypoxylaceae. The transcript is spliced from 2 exons. Bases 1 to 729 code for a protein of 242 amino acids. The record is from RefSeq and is a predicted model, not a curated record.